UCGUAGAGCUUGAUCCGCUCAAAUCACCUCGCUUUCACAAGUUUUCUCACCGAAAAGGCUGAGCAGCGACAAGCUGCUCAUGAGCUUCUUGCGUUGGGUCUAGGCGCGGUGCAACUAGCUCAAACUCUCGUUCUCUCCCUCGUAAAAGAGUGACCCAGCCCGAUCAACUCACACUCUCUUGUGUCAAGGGCCUUCGGUCGUUACAUUGGCUGUCCGUAGCCCUCCUGGUCGGCUACUGCAUUUCUCCAAGCGACAAUUCACCAUACAGCUUUCUGCCAAUCUACGCUUAUCUGGACAACACAAUGCGGGCGAAUCCAAACAUACAAUUUGACAUCGUUGCUGAAGAAUCUCUUGUCAAUAUUGUGGGGGACUAUCUUGUAGGUGUCGUAGGUGUCGAGGGCAAAGACCUCUUCUCCAAGUGGGAAGUCUUCGCCGAGUAUGUCUAUUUCCUUCCCGUGCUUCGCCGCGAUGACCAGAUGGAAACAAUUGCGGGCGCAGGUACGAUACUGCUUCCUGUUGACUUGGGAAACGAAGUUGAAGGGGUUGGUUGCUGAGGGUGUGCCGACUGGGACAGAUUUGAAAGCCGUCUUGACAGAGAUGUGCUCCGAAGAAGGCAACGGCGUAGAAGAUAUGGCUGCAGGGGUCAACCGUUCGUUGCCUGACACUACUUCUCCAGAACCCAAGCGCCAGGCUGUGAAUCGUGAGACGCAGGCCGAGCCAGAACGAGACGUGAUGAUGGUAGAUCAAGGCACCGAGAUGGAUGAACGUCCUACGGUGACAAAGGAUCUGGGAACCCAGACCAACACCCGCAUGAGCCUCGAAGAGUGGGUCGCUUCGUACAAAGUUAAGAGCACACCACGUCUCUCCGAUUCUGACGCAGGCUCCACUACUGAUACUACCACUCAGAAUCAACCCCAAAGCACACCAGGCCCCUACUCUGGUUCGAUCUCUGAGGUUGCCAAGGCGUCUCCCUAGACUCCAGUUUCUACAGCCUUGACCGCAGCACAGCUCAAAGCCCGUCGUAACUGAUCCACCAACCUCUCGCGGAGCAUCCAAGGCCGGCAAGGUGAGAUACGAGAGAUGAAGGAUAAGAACGAGCAGCAGCAGACACUAAUGCAGAAGCUUCUACGUGCCAGCGGACCACAGAACGACUUGGUUCGAAAGAUGACUGCUGAAU
Molecule: messenger RNA, 1177 nt
Organism: Macroventuria anomochaeta
Lineage: Eukaryota; Fungi; Ascomycota; Dothideomycetes; Pleosporales; Didymellaceae
Exons: 1
Coding region: 469-975 (168 amino acids)
Source: RefSeq, a predicted model, not a curated record